UAAUAUAUACAACAAAAUUAUUUUAAUAUGAUCAUCAUCGUGUCUAAGAAUUCCCAUUUCUAUAUAUAUUGAGUAAUUUGUGGCACAAAUACUUAAGUUUAUCUUUUAGUUGCAAUUUAAUACCUAAGUUAAAAUUUUGGCGCCAUAAAUACCUUCCGUUAUACUUUCAGACAUUUUGUAGGUACCUUGCUGUUAUCUUGCACACUGGACACCAGCUGGCAUGCCACAUCAUCUUAUUAAAUAGCCACCUAAUAUUAACUAUUAAAAUAAAAAAUUUAAUUUGAUUAAAAAAAAAAGUUUACAUAGAACUAAUUUAUUAAAUUUAUAUGAUAUACUCUGAUAUUAAUUAUUACCAAAUCAAUUGUUACCUUAAAAAAUAUAUAUUCUUGAAAAAACGCUUACUGUCCUAAAAAAAAAUAAACACUAAAACUUAGGAACCAGAAUCGGGGAAAGAGAAAGGUUGGGGGCUGGAUAUUCUUCGACCAGGACCCAAGAAUUUUCUGGCGUGACCUUCUUCUCCGACCACAUGAGGAGUCAUCAGCGUCGGGGAGAGAGAAAGUGUUGGGCGAGAGCUUCUUCUCUGACCACGGCAACCAGCCAUUAGCAUUGAUAAGAGAAAGUGGCAAGACCCUUUUCUCUGACCACGGGAAGCGACGGGAGCAGUUGAUUAUGGCGUUUUUCAGGGCUGGUGGUGAUCCCCCUAAUUACGGUAAGAUUUUUGGCCAAAAAAUUGCGAGUUGCUUUUAAAAUGUGUGGGUUUUUUGUGGUUUUUAUUUUGUUGGGUUCAAUAAUUGAGGUUAGAAAGGAGUUUGAUACCUAUAGAAUUGUGGUUGUUAUAUAAUAGUUUUUUUUUUUUUUUUGAAGUAUUGAGUGUGAUAAUGAUGGUAUUCAUUGGUGGGUUCCAUGUGAGGGAUUUCUGACCUUUAAAAAAUAUUCAAUUUUUUUUGGCAGUAUUGAGUGUGAAUAUUUAUUAAUCUAUUCUGAGUGGAUGAGAUUAUUUUGUAAUUAAAAAAUUUGGAGUUUUACACAUAAAGAAGUUAUAUGUUUUGGAAUUUUACAUAACACUGUUUGUGAGAAAGAGUGAGAAUCUUUAAAGUUUAUGGUUGGGUGUUGUUGUGUUAUUAUUGUAGGGACUUUAUGCAUGUGCACCUACAAAUAGUGGGGUCCAUUGUUCUAGAUUUCCAUGCUUGAUGAGAAGAAUGACAGACUUUUUUUAUGAGGCUUUGUUUUGAUUUUGUGAUCCAUACCAAGUUUUUUUUUUUCCACUUUGUAUAUACAAACAUUCUUCGUGUUCGUUUUUGCUCCCAUGUUUAGAUGAUUGAUACUCUUGAUCACUUACUGAACUGAAUAAAACACAAUGGUCAUUCAACACUUCAUCACCCAACUUUGUCCUUUGGCUAACAAAAGGUGUUGGAUAAUCCAUUGCUAUAAGACGAUGGCUUGGUGUGCAACUCUCACACUUAUUAAGGUCAAGUUUAUAAUUAUUAUUAUGUUUUUGUACUUCAAGGGGUAAAAAAUUUGUGAAUUCCACAAGUAAGUCUGGAUAAUCUUUAAACAAUAUUUCAACUUCUUUCUGAACUUAUGAGAUAGGUGGCUUGUUUACGUUUUUGCACUUGAUCAAAAUCAGUAAGAAUGAUUUAUACAUAUGAUCAUCAUUUUCUCCUUGGAAUCUGGUCUUGAUUUUCUCCACAAAAGUUUUUAUUUUGUUCCACUUUGUAUAUACAUACUGUUUUUUUAGAGAUACAGUCUUUUUUCUGCUUAGAAUAAUAUAUAUAGUUUAUAAAACAUAACUUGGCAUUGUGGGAAUGAAUGAGGGGACAUAUGCUUGGAAUUUCUCUGUUUGCUGUUGUUGUUUUAUAUUACUUUUAUCCCACUAUUUGUCCCUAUAGCUGUAUUUUUCUCUCAUUUUUACUCCUCUACCUCUUAAAUAAUAUUUGUUUUGUUCAUAAUAAUAAAUUCAUGGCGAAUGUUUAGUAUAUGUAAUUGUAAUUGUAAUGUAUCAAUAAAACAUCUGAGAUUAAUUUGUUUAUGGAUUUUUUUUCUUCGUGAUAAUUCAGAAUAUAAUUUUUAUUUAUUUAUUUUCUGUUUCUAGUUACUUUAUCCUUAGAAAGCAUGCCUUCUCCCCAUGUUUAAAUGGUCUAAAAAUUAUAUUUUUUUGGAAAAGUUUAAUUAGGCUCAUUAUUGGCUACUAGCUCGUGUUAUAAGGUCUAUAUAUGUUGUCAUUCACAAUAUUGACCAAUUAAUUGUAUGGCUGAAAGGUUCAUGCCUCAAAGUUCUUGCUUGGCUGCCUAUCAUUCUUUUUGUAAUGUGUUCCAUUCAGUAACACAAUCUUAUAUAUUCUUACAAAAAAAAAUUAGUGGGGUCCAUUGUUGACUAAAUUAGUUGCAAAAUGAUUUUCUGGAUGAAAUUUUUAAGAGGUACUAAUUUGUUACUUAUUUGUGAUCUUUUUUCUUUGAUUCAUAAUUAAACAUUUGAUACUCUAAAGUAUUUGACACUUGCAAUACAUCAUGGUGGAAUGUUCUUCACACCUUUUGGUAACAGAAAGUAUGAGGGUGGGAAGGUUAAUUUCUUUGACUGGGUUGAUAAGAGUGAGAUGAGCAGAAUAUUGAUAGAAGGAUUUGCAAUUGGUUUGGGAUACAAGCUUCCUUUUGGCAUGUUAUAUAAGCCAAAAGAUAAAGCUUUGAAGCAUGGAAGCAUGAUUCGAAGUGACAAAGAAGUUAAUGAAAUUUUGGAAGAAAUGGAGAUGAGGAAGUGGACAGUGAUGUCUGUGUAUCUUGUGAUGCCAGAAAUGACACAUGAGCUAGAAUGGAAAGUUGAUCCAACUACUGUUCCUCAUGUACCAACAGCCCCAAAGCUCAAGCACUGUGUGAUUGAGGAACUCCCACCAAAUUGUGAUGUUGUGCCUGAUGUGGUAGGGAUCCCAGUAAACAUGAACAAGGGAAAACAUGUUAAUAAAACAUGUAAGGAACCUGAGGUUGUUAUUCUCAGUGAUGACGAUUCAUCUGAGAAUGAUUUUGAAGAUGAUGAGGAUGAUUUUGAAGAUCAUCAGGGUGGUUCUAUAGAGGAGGGCGAAGGGUAUGAAGAUGAAGAUGGGUAUUGCACUGAUGACUAUGUUACUUUUCGGGAGAAUGAAGGGUGGGAUGAUCUAGAGGUUCAAGAUGCAGGGGAUGAUGCAUCCCCAAUUGAAAUACAAAGUCAACCAUAUCACCCAAAUGAAAUACAAAGUCAAACACAUGUCACAAAACCUAUAGACCAGUCCACUACAGACCAACCCACUACAAACCAGCCCACUACAAACCAGCCCACUACAGACCAAUCCACUACUAACCUGCCCAUUGUAGACCAAUCCACUACUGACUAGCCCACUACAAAUGAAGGGGAAUUUGAAUUUAAUGAGGAAGAGUAUGAACAAGAUUUGGAAACUAAGAGAAAUGUUGCCAAACCUAGUGACCCAAGUAGAUGGUGGGCUAGUGUGACCAAGUUUUGCAGCCAAGGUGGUGAGACAAAUGAACGUGAUGAUGGUUGUAUUGAGUCAGAGGAUGAUUUGGCGAGUUUAGCAAGUGAUGAUGAAGAAGGUGGUGUUAAGAAAAAUUCAACCAAAGAGUAAAAUCCAUUGUGUGAUAAAGAGACUUUUAACUUUGACGAGGGCAUGCUAUUUGCUAAUGUGGUUGUUUUUAGAAAAGCCCUUAAUGAUUACUUUCUUGCACAAAACAAGGAUUUCUAAUAUAUCAGUAAUGACCAAAGGAGGGUGAGAGCUAUUUGUAAAGGGACAUCAUGUAAGUGGUUAACAUAUGCAUUUAGGGUUAGUACAGACGGAACAACAUUUAGGGUCAACAAACUAGAGAAUGAACACACUUGUGGAAUAGUGCUGGAUAGUAGACUAGCAAAUUCAGCUUUUUUGUCCGCACACUUCCUCGAAACCUUUAGGUUGAACCCCAACUUACAUUAUACCGGGUUCAAGGAGAUGGUUUCCAACACAAAGUACUCUAAAGUGAGUAAGUGGUCCUUUUAUAGAGCAAAGGACAUGGCGUUGGCUAUGUUGGAAGGAAGUGUUGCUGAGCAGUAUGAGAUUCUUGAUGAUUACUGCAAUCGAUUAUUGGCUACUAAUCCAGGUAGUACUGCUAAGAUCAAGACUAAAAUGAUUGGAGAAAAAAGAGUGUUUGAGAGAGUAUAUAUUUGUUUGAAAGCAUGCAAAGAUGGAUUCAGAAAUAGUUGUAGACUGCUAAUUUGUUUGGAUGGUACUUUCUUAAAGGGUUAUUGCAAGGGGAUAUUAUUGGUGGUUGUUGGGAUAGAUGCUGAGAAUGCCAUUUUCUCUAUUGCUUAUGCUGUUUGUGAGAAGGAGACAAUAGAUUCUUGGUCGUGGUUUUGUGAUCUACUGAAGACAGAUUUGGAAAGUGAAAGGCCAGAUUUAUACACAUUCAUGAGUGACAAGCAAAAGGGCUUGGACAAUGCAGUUGGAAGAGUUUUCACAGGUUCAGAUGUUAAACAUUGUGUUAGGCAUCUUUACUCUAAUUUCAAGAAGAUUUUUCCUGAUUUGUUGAUGAAACAAAUGUCGUGGGUUGCUGCAAGAGCAACGAUUAUUGCUGAAUUUGAUAGAAGAAUGGUAGAAAUCAAAGAAGUCAAUGUCGCUGCAUAUAAUUGGUUAGUUGCAAAGCCACGUACAGAAUGGACAAAGGCUUACUUUUCUGAAGGUGUGAAGGGUGAUGAUCUUUUGAAUAACCUGUGUGAGUCUUUCAAUAAUGCCAUUACUGAUGCCAGGGACAAGUCAAUCAUAACUUUGUUGGAAAAGUUAAGGUAUUGGCUCAUGUGUAGGUUUCAAAAGAAAAGGGAGACUGUCACUAGAUGGAAUGAACCAGUAGGAAAAAACAUCAGGAAGCUCAUAGAGUAGAACAAGAAGUUUACUAAAAAUUGUUUGGUGACAAGGGCAACAAAAGUGAUUUUUCAAGUGGACUUUCCAGGCACUAUCAGCUAUGCAGUCAACCUAGUUGAGAAGACGUGUUGCUGCAAAAGGUACCAACUAAGUGGAAUCCCUUGUGGUCAUGCAUUAGCAUGCAUAUGUGAGGUAGGUCAUGAAGUUUGGGAUUACAUUCAUGACUGGUACAAGAAAGAUACGUUGUUGAAGGGUUAUGCGGGUGUGAUACACCCUAUGCUAGGUCUUAACCCAAUUGAACUGCCAGAGGAAACAAACAUGUCAGGGAGACCAAAAAAGAAUAGAAGAAGGGAUGCUGAUGAACCACCACCUGCAAAUACAACCAAGACAAGAAGAUAUAGAUAGGUGCAUAAAUGUGGCAAUUGUGGUGUAGCAGGCCAUAUUGCAAGAAAAUGCCAAACAACAAUUCCUCAAGUUUGUUAUCUCUGAAUUUUUUUUAGUUGCAUCUAUGUUUGUUUAAUGUUAUUGGUUAGUAACUAAUAAGAUAAAACUUGGUGAUUUGUAGGCGACUGUUCAGCCAAAGAAAAGGGAAAGGCCACCAUCCAUUAACCAAACUGAACAAACCAAGAAGAGGAAAGAGAGAUUGAGGAAACAAAGGCUGAGGGAGAAUACUGCUGGGGGAAUGGCUGAUGCUAAUAUAUAACAAUUUAGUGGAGAUAAAAACCUUUUGAUUAACUCAACUUUUAGAUUAACUUAACUUUUCUAACCUUUUGAUGCAAAUAGCAAUUAAGUUGGAGAUGUCAUCAUUUUGAGCCUCUAUGGUUUAAUUUUCUAAUGGUUCUCACUUGGUUAAUUUUCAUAUCAAUAGGCAACAUUGUUGUAUUUUGUAGUUGUCUUUGAUUCAUACAAUUCUCAAGUUAAGUAGGCUAUGUUAUCAUGGAAGCUUAUCUUGUAAAAUUUGACAGCAUACUUUUUACUAGUACCUACAUAUGGAUUUGUAAGUUUGAUACACUAUUAAGCUUUAUUCAAAUCAUGAUAAUUAGACUAUAAACUAGUAUUGACUUUCUUUAUCCUUCUCAUUAUGAAAAGGAAGCAAAUCUAGCCUUAUUCAUGCACUUUGCUUCUGGAGGUCCCCUAUUUUAAAAGGAAAAA
Molecule: messenger RNA, 6022 nt
Organism: Cannabis sativa
Lineage: Eukaryota; Viridiplantae; Streptophyta; Magnoliopsida; Rosales; Cannabaceae
Exons: 2
Coding region: 3965-4888 (307 amino acids)
Source: RefSeq, a predicted model, not a curated record